This is a messenger RNA of Paramuricea clavata, 899 nucleotides long. Lineage: Eukaryota; Metazoa; Cnidaria; Anthozoa; Malacalcyonacea; Plexauridae. The record is from the annotation of a GenBank genome assembly.
CAAGUGCUGAUCUACAGAUAAGACUGAAUGGCUCAGGUAACAGUUUCAAUGGACGAGUGGAGAUCUUUAAUCCAAACUUCGGAUGGGGUACAGUCUGUGAUGAUUCUUGGGAUAUUACCGACGGUAAUGUUGUCUGUCUUCAGCUGGGUUUCGCUAGAGCGAAUGUGGUAAGAAAUCGAGCUUAUUAUGGUAAAGGAAGUGGUCCAAUUUUGCUUGAUGAGGUUGGAUGUAAUGGCAAGGAAUCAUACAUUUGGGAUUGUUCGCAUGGUGGAUGGAAUAAAGAAGACUGUAGCCAUUCGGAAGAUGCAGGUGUGGAAUGUUUGUGCAAGAAAGGUUACAUUUUCGACGGAUCGGGAUGUGUUGGUAUGUACCCCCCCCAUAUGUACUACCAUUUAGAAAAUAUAUGUACGACUAUCACUGCACUCUAAUGUCAUAAUUAUUAUUUAUUUAUUUCAUCAAGAUUUCUUUCCGGUGAAUCAGACGAUCCGGUUUCCCAAAAUGUUUACUUCAUGAUAUUUGGAAUAUUCUUUAUGCAACAAAUAUUCACCCAACAUAUUCAUGCAACAAAUAUUCACCCAAAUACAACUGAUUAACAUAUUUAUUAUUUUUUGCAUCAUUUCCAAUAUUGUAAAUAAAUCAGAAUUCACAUUCUCGUUUUUUCCCAACUGACAAUGUAUACAAUAUUGGACUGCCUGGGCUUAGCAAAUUAUGGGGAUAGCUUCUCUGUUCACCCACUGUGGGAGUGUUAAAAAAGGAAUGUUUAUUAUCUUGUUGUACUUUCGAAAUGGUUCUAUGACAACUUACAUGCACUUAACCUCUCUAAAUGUAAAAUUGUUUUGUUCCGAGGCAACCAAGUGAUUAAGAAAGUUCAGGAUAUUUAUAUCCGUGUUGAUCAACAA